Molecule: messenger RNA, 519 nt
Organism: Fragaria vesca subsp. vesca
Lineage: Eukaryota; Viridiplantae; Streptophyta; Magnoliopsida; Rosales; Rosaceae
Product: peptide chain release factor 2-like
Exons: 3
Coding region: 1-519 (172 amino acids)
Biological process (GO): translational termination
Molecular function (GO): translation release factor activity
Source: RefSeq, a predicted model, not a curated record
AUGGCACUCAAGCUGGCUGCAAGGACGGAGGUUGUCACCAAAGGGAAAAGUUUGAACUAUUAUUGGGUUAGCUCAGCAAGUGUGGAUGUUGUUCCUCUAUUUCUUGGACAAGCUUAUGACAUGCAAAUUGAUGAGGAAGAUUUAACUAUUGUAUUGCCAUCAAAGCUUGAAGAGGAGCAGAGGCAAAAUGGUCCUCUAGUUUACAUUCACCAUAAACCCACAUGCACAAGUGUCCAAUCAUCAGGUGAGAGGAGCCACUUUGCAAAUAAAAUGAAAGCCAUGAACCGAUUGAAAGCCAAGCUUCUCAUCCUUGCAUUGGAACAAGGAGUUACCAAGCCUAGUGAUAUCAGGAAAGAUGAGAUUUUCAAUGUGUGGCAAAAGGAGACUCGAAGAUACAUGUCUCAUCCAUAUAAGUUAGUCAAGGAUGCAAAAACGGGUAUCCAAUUACCUGACCUUAUGUUUGUUUUGGAUGGAAAUCUAGAGCCUCUUAUUGCUGCUCAUAUUAAUAUAAGACAGUAA